ACACAUCUCUAGAAAGUGGUUAAUUACUUGCACAAGCAAAAUUGCUUCUUUCCCAACCCUCAGACUACUUGCUACCAGAGUUUUUCAAAUGCAAAAUCAAAGAUACUACUGCCUAAUUCUCUUCAUUCAACUUGUCUCCAUUAUUAGCUUUUGCCACUAUGUAAUUCCAAUAAGAGGUGAAGAUAAUAACUCUAGUGCUGUAAAGGUGGAUGUGGGUAUAAUUCUUGAUAUGGAAACAGAUGUGGCAAAAGUAAUGCACACAUGUAUUUUACUAGCAAUUGAAGAUUACCAUGCUGCCGCUAGUCGUACUGCCACUAGGAUAGUACCCCACUUGAGGGAUUCCGAGAAAGAUGAUGUUGAAGCAGCAUCCGCUGCCAUAUACUUGAUAAAAGAUGUCCAAGUACAAGCUAUCUUUGGGCCACAAAUGUCUACACAAACUGAUUUUGUGAUUGACUUGGGGAACAGAGCAAAAGUUCCUAUCAUAUCUCCAGCAACAAGUCCUUCACUUUCUGUCAAGGAAAAUCCCUUCUUCAUCAGAGGAGCACUUCCUUCUUCCAGCCAGACUAAAGCCAUUGCAGCAAUUGUUAAAAACUAUAAUUGGACAAAGGUUGUAAUCAUCCACGAGGAUAGCUCCAUUGGAACUGGGAUAGUUCCACAUCUGACUGAUGCCUUACUGGAAAUCAACGCUUUAGUCCCCUAUAAAAGUGCUAUUUCUCCUUCAGCCAGUGAUGAUCAAAUCCUCAAGGAGUUACACAAUUUGAAUACAAAGCAAACCACAGUGUUCAUUGUGCACUUACAACCAUAUCUUGCCUCACGCCUUUUCCUCAAGGCCAAAGAAGCUGGGAUGAUGAGCAGUGGAUAUGCAUGGAUCAUCACAGAUGUGCUAACGAGUUUUCUGGACUCAGUAGAUCAUUCAGUCAUUGAGUCAUCAAUGCAAGGUGUUCUAGGUAUAAAACCUUAUGUUCCAAGAUCAAAUGACCUUGACAUGUUCACCAAGAGAUGGAGAAAGAGAUUCUGUCAAGAGUAUCCAGACAUGGACCCAGUUGAACUCAAUGUUUUUGGGCUAUGGGCAUAUGAUGGAAUCACAGCAUUAACAAAAGCAGUAGAAAAGGUUGGUGGCACUGCCAUUCCAAAAUUCAAGAAAGCGGACACUAGAAAGAACUUAACGGACUUGGACACACUUGGAACUUCAGAAUUGGGGUCUCUGCUCAUUCACUCUAUGCAAAACACAACACUAAAAACAGGUCUAAGUGGUGAUUUCUGCUUCGCUAAUGGAGAAUUGCAUCCUUCCCCAUAUCAGAUUGUGAAUUUUAUUGGGACAGGACAGAGAACCGUUGGAUUUUGGACAGAGAAGGAUGGCAUUUCGUACAAACUGAAGAUGAAUGGUGAAACAGCUAAAACUAAUAAUAAGCAACUAGGGGUCAUCAUUUGGCCCGGUGAAUCUAUUACAGUUCCGAGAGGAUGGAAAGUAGUUACAAGUGGGAAGAAGCUAAGGGUUGGAGUUACUGUCAGUGGACAGACGAACGAAUUCUUUAUAAUAAAAAGAGAUUCAAAAAUACAAGCACAAGUUGCAGCUGGUUUAUGUGUAGAUUUCUUCAACGAAGUCAUCCAAUAUUUACCAUAUUCUGUCCCUUACGAGUUUAUUCCAAUUCUGAUACCAGAUAGCCCCACUUCCCCAGACUAUGAUCAUCUUUAUUACACGGAAUAUGAUGCAGUCGUAGGUGAUUUGGCCAUUUUAGCGAGACAAUCUGAUUAUGUGGACUUUGCAUUACCUUUUUCAGAGUCGGGUAUUGCCACAGUUGUGCCAGUUAAGGAUGCUGAUAGAAAGAAUAUUUGGAUUUUCUUGAAACCUCUAAAGAGCGAGCUCUGGAUAACAACUGGAGCUUUCUUCGUCUUCAUUGGUUUUGUGGUUUGGGUACUCGAACAUCGUGUAAACAAAGAGUUUCGAGGACCCAAACACAAGCAAGUUGGGAUGAUAUUCUGGUUUUCUUUCUCAACUCUCGUUUUUGCUCAUAGAGAGAGGGUAACAAGUAACUUAACAAGAUUUGUGUUGAUUGUAUGGGUUUUUGUGGUUAUGGUGCUGACAUCAAGUUAUACAGCCAGCUUAACAUCUAUGUUAACAGUGCAACAGCUUCCACCUACUAUAACAAACCUUAAUGAUCUCAUCAAGAAUGGAGAAUAUGUUGGGUAUCAAGAAGGUUCCUUUGUUGUUAACUUCUUGCUGCGCAUGCAAUUUGACAGCUCCAAGUUAAGAAGUUAUAGCACAUUGGAAGAGUACAAUGAUGCGCUCUCAAGAGGAAGUAAAAAUGGAGGUGUUGCUGCAAUUAUUGAUGAACUACCUUAUCUCACACUCUUCCUCAACAAAUACUGCAGGAAGUAUAUUAUGGUUGGUCAAAAUUACACGACUAAUGACUUUGGACUAGCAUUUCUGAAAGACUCGCAUUUAGUACCUGACGUCUCUAGCGCAGUCUUGAAGGUGAAUGAGGGAGGAGAGUUUAUGAAAAACGGUAUACAGAAAUACACUAGAAAUGACACAGCUUGUCCACAGAACAAUGGGACAUCUGAUAGUCUCACACUAGAUAGUUUUAAGGGCCUUUUUCUCAUAGCUGGUGUAUCAGCAGGUUCCGCGCUUCUCAUAUUCUUCUUCAUUUUCCUUUAUCAGAAUAGAGAAAUCUUAGCCACUGAUGAUUCAAUACAGAAAAGGCUUGCCGCAAUAGCAAAAGUCUUUGAUGAAGAAAAAGACAACUCUAAUUCUAAGUCAGAAAAGCCAGAAGCCAAUGAAGAAAGCCAAACGUCUACAAUACUGUUCACAGCAAGUGAAGCUUCCCCUGAAAUAUUGCCCGAUCUCCCUUUGCAAAGCCUAGAAAUCAGAAUCUCCGAUGGCCUAGGAGCAUCCCCUGCAGAUGAAGGGUUCUCUAUAACAGAACCUGCAACUUCAGCUAAUGAAACCAUUACAGAGACAUUUUAA
This is a messenger RNA of Solanum verrucosum, 2968 nucleotides long. Its product is annotated as glutamate receptor 2.8-like. Bases 89 to 2968 code for a protein of 959 amino acids. Gene Ontology annotation, cellular component: plasma membrane. Gene Ontology annotation, molecular function: ligand-gated monoatomic ion channel activity; signaling receptor activity. The transcript has 6 exons. The record is from RefSeq and is a predicted model, not a curated record. Lineage: Eukaryota; Viridiplantae; Streptophyta; Magnoliopsida; Solanales; Solanaceae.